GUUCUUCGGACAGGACAAGGUGUUUGCUUCGUUGAUUAAUGACAUCAAAAAGCUAGAAGCUGGCUGCAUGUUGGUGGACAGCAUUCCCACAUACGGCACUGUGGUGGCAAUUCUGGGCGACAAUCUAGGCAGCCACAGUAUUGGUGGAUUCAUGGAAAAUUUCAGCACUGCCGAAUACAUCUGCAGAUUUUGUUUAGUAAAGCGGGAAAACAUGUUUGCGAAAACCAUUUUUGACAACAGUGAACUAAGAAAUGAAGGUAACUACAAAGAGGCAGUGAAAAAACUCCAGGAUGACUCUACCCUUGUUUCGUGCAAAGGCAUUAAAUUUGAUGCUUUGUUUAAUGGCCUAAAAUACUUUCACGUUUGUGCUCCUGGGCUCCCUCCAUGUUUAGCACAUGACCUGUUUGAAGGUGUGGUAUCAUACGAUCUUCCAUUGAUGCUACAAUACUUCAUCACGAAGCAGCGAUGGUUGUCUGUUGAAGAACUGAAUAAAAGGACUGUUUCAUUCAAGUUCAAAAGAGUGGACGUGAACGACCAGCCAGCUGAGGUUUUCAAGACAUUUAAAAAGCUGAGUGGACAUGCAAUCCAGAACUGGAAUAUGCUUCAGUUUUUGCCCUGCUUUCUGUAUGACAAGGUGUGCAGAAAUGACCCUGUAUGGGAGUUAGUGUUGAUGCUCACUGAACUUGUUCAAUUGGCAUGCGCUCCAGCAAUAAAUAUGCCCAUGAUAAUGAGACUGAAAGAUUUGAUAGAAGAUUACAUUGACCGAAGAACUGAGCUCUUUCCUGGUACUCCUCUGAAACCGAAGCACCAUUACAUGGUUCACUACCCCCAUCUCAUUACUCAGUUUGGACCGCUUAUUCGGUUAUGGACUAUGCGUUGUGAAAGCAAGCAUGGCUAUUUUCGCAAGUGCAUAAGAAGUGCCCAGAACUUUAAGAACAUCACGCUGACACUUGCUGAAAAACACCAGCUUCUUCAGGCAUUCAGGGGGAGUAGCUGCCGUUUUGAAAGAGACUUGGUGAUUGACUCCACAUUUAUAUUUUGCCCUAGUUUGUUCAAUAUGGAAGUUCAGGAAGCCAUCAAGACUUAUGGAGUACUAGGAAAAGAAUUGUAUUGCACAUACCAAAUUGAAUACAGGGGCAUCAAGUACAGCAAAGACAUGGUCGUGAUCUUGAGUCGUGAAGAAAGUAGGCUGGUGUUUGGUCGGAUCAUUUUCAUUUUAUUGCUAGAGAACAAAGUCUUUUUUCUUGUUCGUGUCACUUGUUCUGUUUUGGAACCUAUGAUGAUGGUGUAUUUCUUGCCGGGCCCAGAAUCUGGGACACUGAAGUGCAUUUCCAUUCAUGACCUUCUAGAUUACUAUCCACUUGAGUCAUAUGAUGUCGGCCAUCCAAAAGUCACAGUCAUUGCACUUAAGCAUGCAGUUUUAGAUUAUUGUUAAUUUUUUUUUCAGCCCAGAGGACUUCAUGUCACUUGUUCAGGGGUGGCUUCCAGCACUCAGUGAGGAGGACUUCAUCUCCAUCAGUCGGAAACUUCAGGAGUUGGGAGUAAAAUGUGCAGAACACUUCAGAUAUCUACAAGAAUCAGACUUAGACUUCUUAGCCCCUGUGCAAAGACGCAUCCUGCUCGAGAAGUUUCAAACCAUCAGUGCUGCUCCUGUCCCAUCAGGGCAGGGUGGCAGUUGUGCUAAGGUGACUUCAGAUGCCAACUCGCAGCUAGAUGAAUGGGCUGAGAAAUUUUGCAUCCCUUGGGAAAUGUUCCCGCCAAGUUUACUUCAAGCAUGCAAAGCACAAGAAAGGCCUACAAAAACCGAUCUGAACCAGAUGGUGAGAAUGCUGAGUUCUCUAAUCCUGCAUAAGCAUUCAACGCCUGGCAGACGUAACCUGAGAAUAAUUGCAACAAAAGUUGUGUCAAUGUACCCGUCAUCAUUUCAGGAUUUGCUACAGGGUACAGUUGUUGGCACAGGAGUUGAGACAUUGAUGUGGAAGCUCGAGAACUGCGUCAAUAACAAGAAGAGACCAAUUGCACAUGCACUGCCUGCAGAAAUUGUUGAUGACCCAGACUCCUUCCAGCCACGUCCACGAUCUACCCGUGACUCCUAUGGUUGCGUAGCAUGGCAGCCAGAGUUACCAAGUGGAGAAAGUUUGUUGACACAACGAGAAAAGCAGCAACAGCUUCUUUCUGAGUAUGCUAAAAUGCAUCCCAACAAGCAGCUUGUCACUCGUUUAAUGAUUGAGACGUAUGCAUCACAAAGGCUGACCAUUAAUCACUCGGGGAGUGUGACAGAAGUCAAAAAGAACUGGCCAUUUUUGCUUACUGAGGACUGCCUUCUUGAGCAUUCCAAGGAGCUACUUGGUAGUGAGGUUUACCAAAGAAUUGGUGCUAACAUGGAAAGCGUUGGGCUGCGUGUAUAUCGUUAUGCUUAUAGUCAGAUGAAGCGGCCGAAGGUGAAGAAAUGUCUCGAAGAAAUUGAACAAGCAAAGAGCCGUCUCAAGAGUGUGACACCAGAACAUGAAGGUGCACUUGUUCUCCUCCUUGCCCUCUUUGACCAGGAUGAAGAGCUCAUCUACAAGACCGUUGAGGAGACCGCCCAUGACGAUGACUUGGGAGACAUGCCAUUGACGCCCAUAAUAUGUAUGAAAGGACCAGGUCUCUUUGAGGCAGAAAUGUUCACUGUCUGUGUGGAUGGUGUCGCUAUCUUGACUACUCAGCGGGCUGCAGCUUUCAAAGCCAUGUUUCUCUUAUACUUCGUUCUUAACAUCGAGUAUCCACCUGAAGUGGCUUUGACAUUGGAGUUUGUGCAGAGGGCAAUCGCAGGAAUCAACCCAGAAAGAAGCACAAAGGCACGACGAACGUCGAAGAAGCAGUAUUGUUUGUCGCCAAAAGUGGCUGCCUUGGCGAAUGCCCUGGAUCAAUACAAGUUCUAAGCUUGAGUUUGAGUUCUAAAUAAAGCGUAAAAUUUGGAAUGUCAA
Dermacentor andersoni is the source of this 2966-nucleotide messenger RNA. The record is from RefSeq and is a predicted model, not a curated record. Lineage: Eukaryota; Metazoa; Arthropoda; Arachnida; Ixodida; Ixodidae.